CAAGUAAAACACAAAUCUUGUAAAACGCCCAGUAUCUAGUGGUACAUGGUCCAUCGAAUGUCAAUUUGUCCUUUUGAAAAUACGAGACAUUAUACAUCAUGCUCCGUUUAUUGGUUGUCUUUGGUCUUUUCUCUGUUUUGCAGUGUGAUCUUUUCAGUGCUUUAUGUAAAUUACAGGACCUUUUAAGAGAAGAAGAGAAAUUACAAUUAAGUUUGAAUAGAUACAUCAGUAGUAUUCAGGAGAGCGGACAGGAUGUUCCCCCAGAAAUAUUAAGGUUUUCUGAGUCGCUUAAAAUAAAACGAAAGAAUAUCAAGGAUGGGUAUCGCUACAUCGAACACCCUAUUAACGACUUCCAUCUACUGUAUCGAUUUGUCGUGGAAUGGCAGUCGGUAUUUGAUAACAUCUGGUGCAAAGAUUGCGAGGAUACUGAAGCUGCUAAAGAUUUUAAUUUCACUGUUCAGCUGGUGAGCAAGCGUCUUGGUCUGUGGCCCUCGACCUACGAUUUAGACGGGGCAUCAAGCGCUCUCCUCCGAUUGUGGAAGGUGUACAAGCUAGAUCUCAAUAAAUUCAUCAAUGGCAUUGUCCAAACAUACACUGCAGACCAACCUAUGUCUGAUGACGAGGUGUUGACCGUAGCGAAGUUCGCGGACAGUGUCAAGGACGACUACUCAGAAAUGAGAUGGCUAGAAGCUUUGUACAAAAGAUUACAAACACGGGAUGGGUUCUCCUACAACCAGACCACUGUGAUUCGUGUUGCGCGGUCACUAGCAGCGUCUUUCUACAAAUUAGGUUUUCCAAAGAGAGGGAUUCUUAUUUUGGAACCUUUCCAUAGUUUAGAUAACCGUGGUAUAAAUCGAGACGUAGCGUUUUAUCUGUCCAGUGCGAACAGCAACGAGAACGAGACCAUUCCAGAACCAACACCAAAGGAUGCAAUGUACGAAGCUCUAUGUCGUGAGGAACAAAAAAGUCUACAGGAGCUAGCCAAGCUUCGGUGCUUUUUAAGGGAAACUGUUAUACCUUAUUACAAAGCAAAAGAGGAAGUUGUCAAUUACGAACCAAGGAUUGCCAUUUUUCAUGACGUCAUCUCUCCCACCAGUAUUGAACAUCUAAAAUCCGUUGCUUCCAAGGGAUUCACAAGAUCCACCGUUUUUCUAGAAAAUACCGGGCCAGAUGGACAUGUAACGUAUGGAAAACUUGAUAACGUACGCGUGAGUCAAACAUCUUGGCUUGGUACAGAUGAAUACCCAGAGCUAUCGCGGCUUGAGAACAGGAUCAAACUUACAACAGGACUUAGUGCCGAGUACAAGUCAGUGAGAAGUCACUCCGAGAAAUUCCAGGUGUUGAAUUAUGGAGUGGGAGGAAUGUACACCGUUCACUACGAUUAUACGGGGUACAUGCUGGGGAUACCAUCUAAUCCGUUAGACUCUGAUGACAUUAGAACUUCCGGUGAGAGAAUGGCAACCUGGAUGUUUUAUUUGAAUGACGUCAAAGCUGGUGGCGCCACAGUAUUUCCGGAAGUAAAAACAAGAAUACCAGUUGCCAAGGGAGGAGCGGCGUUUUGGUAUAACGUGAGACCGAGUGGAGCGACAGAUCCCCGAACUUUACAUGGGGGCUGUCCAGUCUUAGUUGGAUCUAAAUGGGUGAGCAACAAGUGGAUUCGUGAAGAAGGACAGAUGGACCGAAGGUUAUGUGGUCUGACCGAAGAUGCUGUUGAAAACUUUCCAAAAAUUUGACAAGUGCUAAUUUACCGGCAACGAAGUUGUAUUGGUUGGGUCAAUCUGGUAUCAUACUUCAAAUUUUGAAAUCAAAUUGUAAAUGAGUGGAAGUACCAAACUAAAGACAGCUGAAACUAGGACCAUGCUGUUCACAAUUUAUUACACCUUGCAUUAAAAUUAUGGAAAAGGUUAUUUUGAUUCAUGUAUUUUGUUUACAAAAUUAUGUGAAAACUCUAAAACUACUUAAUCAGAAACAUCAUCUGUAUAUAAUCGUUUUAUGUUUAAUAAACCUUUCAAACAACACAAUUUUUGUUGUAAAGACCUCGAAAUCAUAAAGCCAUCUUAGAAUUAAGUCGAAAAUUGCACACUGCCUUAUAAAUGUCUUUUGAUUGAAAACACAGCGACGAAAUUGACAUGAUAUUAAAACUGCCUUGACAUAACGUUGUUAAUUUCAAAUUUCGAGUCAAUCUUCAUUUUAUGAUUAAAGAUUAUUUUAUGACUGACAGAAAGUUUGACUUAAGUCUGAAAUUGCUUCAUUAUCCUGAGACCUGAUGGGUUUUUUAAUAGAAAGAUAAACGCCUAUCUUAUUUUAUACCAUAAACGAUUACAUACAAAUGAUGUUUGUGUUUAAUUACUGUAGUUGUAGCAUUUUCACAUAAAGUUUGUUACCAAGGUACUUGAUUCAAAAUAAAUAAACAUAGAAUGCUAUAAAACAACAAAAAUUCUCAAUAUGGUACUUUAUAAAGCCGAACAGACAUUUUAUCUGUUUUGUGGACUUUUUUGUAAAAGUAUUUUGUAUAGUUGUUGUAGCAACUGUCCAUUAUAACCGAAGAAGUAAAAAAGAAACAAUUAGAAAAAAGACAACGAUUUAUUGUUCUGUGGUAUUUGUCAAUCGAUCAGUGCUUACGUUUAGAUAAUAAAAUAGCAACACACGU
Molecule: messenger RNA, 2650 nt
Organism: Magallana angulata
Lineage: Eukaryota; Metazoa; Mollusca; Bivalvia; Ostreida; Ostreidae
Product: prolyl 4-hydroxylase subunit alpha-1-like
Exons: 13
Coding region: 99-1733 (544 amino acids)
Biological process (GO): peptidyl-proline hydroxylation to 4-hydroxy-L-proline
Cellular component (GO): endoplasmic reticulum
Molecular function (GO): procollagen-proline 4-dioxygenase activity; L-ascorbic acid binding; iron ion binding
Source: RefSeq, a predicted model, not a curated record